Molecule: messenger RNA, 888 nt
Organism: Aspergillus affinis
Lineage: Eukaryota; Fungi; Ascomycota; Eurotiomycetes; Eurotiales; Aspergillaceae
Product: ankyrin repeat domain-containing protein
Exons: 1
Coding region: 1-888 (295 amino acids)
Molecular function (GO): protein binding
Source: RefSeq, a predicted model, not a curated record
AUGAUGCUGGACAUCCUUUGGCCUAUUUAUCAACACAAACGAGUGCUCGCUUUCACCCAGAGGCCAUUCUCCUUUGCCGCCGAACAUGGCAAUUUUAAGAUCGUCGUGCUUUUCCUCGAGACCGGCCGCAUAGACAUAAAUUGGCAGAACGGAAUCCAACGUACAUCCCUGUUUCUUGCAGCGAUGAGGGGACAUACGACAAUCGUCGCGCUUCUUCUCGCUACAGGCAAGGUCGAUCCGGAUAAGGCCGAUAUAUACGGGGAGACGCCUCUAUUUGUUGCAGCUAAGCGGGGGUAUGUAGGAGUCAGGAGGGCCCUUCUCGUGACAGGAAAGGUUAAUCCGAAGGCUGAAAGUUUCGGCGGUCAUACACCUCUGACAAUUGCAGUUAAGGGAGGCUAUACGGAGGCCUUCGAGCUUCUUCUUGCUUUGGAGAAUGGAUAUCCGAGCAUGGAAGAUGAAACCAGCUACAGGAGUAAGCUUCUCCUGGCUGCAGCUGAGGGAGGUUAUACAAAUAUCGUUGAGCAUCUUCUUGCUACAGGCAAGGUCUAUGUGUGGUUCCUAGAUAGCCCUAUCCCCUUGUCUACGCCUUUAUUUAUCGCAGCUCUGCGGGGACAUACUAGCCUUGUCGAGCUUCUCCUGAAUUUAAAUGUUGUGCGCGCAUUCGACCGUAAAAGACACGGUCGUUCGGCUUUCUUCGUUGCAGCUAUGAAGGGCCAUGCGCUAAUCGUCGAGCUAAUGCUUGCUACAGGUAUAGCUGAUAUAAAUGAGCGAGAUGAUCACGGAAUUACGCCUCUCCAUGCUGCAAUCGCCGGGGGACACGAGCAGGUCGUGGAGCUUUUCCUGGAUACGGGAAGGGCUUGCUUGACUUUCACGAGCACUCUGGACUAA